Meyerozyma guilliermondii ATCC 6260 is the source of this 876-nucleotide messenger RNA. RefSeq names its product fructose-bisphosphate aldolase (gene FBA1). The transcript has a single exon. Gene Ontology annotation, biological process: gluconeogenesis; glycolytic process. Gene Ontology annotation, molecular function: zinc ion binding; fructose-bisphosphate aldolase activity. Gene Ontology annotation, cellular component: cytosol. The coding region runs from base 1 to 876 and encodes 291 amino acids. NCBI's taxonomy places the organism in Eukaryota, Fungi, Ascomycota, Pichiomycetes, Serinales, Debaryomycetaceae. The record is from RefSeq and is a predicted model, not a curated record.
AUGUCAGUCCAAGACGUACUUUCUAGAAAGAGCGGUGUCAUCUACGGUGAUGAUGUUCGUCAAUUGUUCCUUUAUGCUCAAAAGAAGGGAUUUGCAAUUCCUGCCAUUAACGUGACUUCCUCCUCCACUGUUGUCGCUGCUUUGGAAGCUGCUCGUGAUAACAAGUCACCAAUUAUCUUGCAAACUUCGCAAGGUGGUGCUGCUUUCUUUGCUGGUAAGGGAGUAGACAACAAGAACCAGGAAGCUUCAAUUGCUGGUGCCGUGGCUGCUGCUCACUAUAUUAGAUCAAUUGCUCCAACCUACGGUGUUCCCGUGGUUUUGCACACCGAUCACUGUGCCAAGAAAUUGUUGCCAUGGUUCGAUGGAAUGUUGGAUGCCGAUGAGGAAUUCUUCAAGAAGACUGGUGAGCCAUUGUUCUCGUCGCACAUGUUGGACUUGUCUGAAGAAUCUGACGAGGAGAACAUUGGUACUUGCGUGAAAUACUUUGAGCGUAUGCACAAAAUGGGCCAAUUCUUGGAGAUGGAAAUCGGUAUUACCGGUGGUGAAGAAGAUGGUGUCAACAACGAACACGUACAAAAGGAAUCGUUGUACACCUUGCCAGAAACCGUAUACAAGGUUUACGAGGCCCUUUCCCCAAUUGGUCCAAACUUUUCCAUUGCCGCUGCUUUCGGUAACGUGCACGGUGUCUACAAGCCUGGUAAUGUGCAAUUGAAGCCAGAAAUCUUGGGUGAGCACCAAAAGUACGCUAAGGAACAAUCUGGCUCCAAGAACGACAAGCCAUUGUUUUUGGUUUUCCAUGGUGGAUCCGGUUCGUCGCAAACAGGAAUUCGACACCGCCAUCACCCACGGUGUGGUCAAGGUCAACUUGGACACUGA